AGGAACCUUCUGGCACCGGCCCGAGCGGGGCGCGGGAACUUCCUCCUGCCGAGCCGCGAGCCGCGAGCUGUCAGGAGGCGGCAGCGUCUCCCCGGCUGGUGUCGGUGGGACCGCGCAGGCGGCGCCCACAGCCCGGCUCCCGCAGGAGUUGUGUGCCCCGGCUGCUCGCUCCUCGCCCGGGUGCCCCCUGGCAGGGCCUUGGCGCGGUGACAGCGCCGGCCUCGCCGCGCCCUGACAGCCCAGGUGGUCGCUGAAGUUGGAAGGAGGGCGGUCGCUAAGUCGCCUGCGGUCGCGAAGGCAGCGCUGGCGUUAGGAACGCUGGGUCAUGGACGGAACGCGGCAGCCUGCCACCGAAUGUAUCGUCCGAGGGGUUUGCUGCUAUUAACUGCUGAAGUACUGAUCGAGUUCUGCUAUUCUUCAAUGAGGAACUACAGGCUGAUCUUUUGCCAUAAUCUUAAACAACCAUAAAUGACAAAAGAAUGCUUGGUCAGUGAGGGCAGCUGGCGCAGAAAGCGUUUUUCAAACUCGGCUGUUUAAGUACUCUGAGAAAAGACAGCUUUGAUUUUUGGCUGCAAAAAGAUAUGAGGAAGAGCUCCUCCCCUUCCUUGAGUAACUGCAACUCUGUUCUUGCUAACAAAAUAUUUGGAAUUCCACUUGAUGAGCUGCAGCAAGAAGGGCAACCAGACAAUGAGGUUCCAUUCAUAGUCCGCCAUGUCGUGGACUAUAUUGAGGAACAUGGGGGUCUGGAACAAGAAGGACUUUUCCAAGUCAAUGGGAAUGCUGAGACAGUGGAGUGGCUCCGGCAACGAUAUGACAAUGGAGAGGAUGUGGACCUGGUUAAAGAAGCAGAUGUACCCUCAGCUAUUAGCCUUCUUAGAUUUUUUCUUCAAGAACUUCCAGAGCCAGUUAUUCCAGGCAGUUUGCACAUACAUUUGAUGCAACUUUCUCAAGAUUAUAAUAAUGAAGAUGAAUUUGGAAGAAAGUUGAGGUUCCUCUUGCAGCAGCUUCCACCUGUUAAUUACAGUUUGUUAAAGUUUCUGUGUAAAUUUUUAGCUAAUGUAGCAUCACAUCAUGAAGAAAUUUGGUCAGCAAGUUCUUUAGCUGCAGUCUUUGGCCCGGAUGUUUUUCACAUUUACACAGAUGUGGAGGAUCUGAAAGAACAGGAAAUAGUUAGCAGAAUAAUGGCGGGACUUCUGGAGAACUACUAUGAGUUUUUUGAAAAUGAAGAGGAAGAUUUUUCAUCUACUAAUGAUUUAAGCUCAAUAACUGAGCAGAUCAAUGAUCUCUUGGAAGAAGAGGAAGAUGUAAAGCUUGAGCAGUCAGAAGAACUUCCAGAAGACAGCACAGAGAAACCUGUUGAAAGUCCAGCUGUGGUGCAUCUAGAUAUGACAGGGAGUCUCUCAGAUUCCAGGAAUGUUACAGCAUCAACAAGUGCUCAUAUCUCUCCCAUAAGUAUCUUGCCAGCCUCUGCAGACAUUUUAGAAAGAACAAUCAGAGCAGCUGUGGAACAGCAUCUUUUCGACCUGCAGAGCAGCUUGGAUAACGAUCUGAAACACAUACAGCAACAACGACUGGGCUGUAACAAUGAAACAAAAAACCCCAGUGGGGAUGAGGAAGGAUCUAACAACCAGAAUGAUGUUAUUGAAGAUAAUGACACUGGUAGCAGUGAAAACACAGGAGACUGCUCUGAAGUAUUGGUUUGCACUGAUUUAGACAGUGAAGCUAUGAAACAUGAUACUGUAACUGAGGAAGAAGAAAGCAUCCAGAUACCAGCCCUUCCUUCUGCUGAGACUGCAGACAUAUUAUUGAAACCGUGUGAUGAAGAUGAAGAUGUUGAUGGAGAAAAUAAUAGUGAAAGGGAAAAUAGUAUAUUGCUUGAUGGCAAUGAUAGAAAAUCUUCAGAGGCAUUUCUGGAUUCAAGUAGCAAGACUUGUGAUCUGAAUGCAAACCCUGAUUCCGAGGUGCUGGGGGAUGGCAGCGAUCAUGGUCCCGAGGAGGCUCCGGCUGUCCAAGUGCCACAUCUGGAUCUGAAGAAUGUGUCUGAUGGUGACAAAUGGGAAGCGCCAUGCCCUAUCACUUUCCCCCUCAUUGAUUUCAAAACAAUGCAUCUGCAGAGAGAAGGGGAGGAUCCAUUUCCUGCUUUCAAGUCUUGGCAGGAGGACAGUGAAUCUGGAGAAGCUCAGCUUUCCCCACAGGCUGGGAGGAUGACUAAUCAUCCAUUGGAAGAGGACUGUCAUCCCAUAUUGUCACAUCGCAGUUUGGAUUUUGGGCAAAGCCAGCGUUUCUUACAUGAUCCAGAAACGUUGGACUCUUCAUCCAAAGCACUUUCUUUUGUUAGAACACGAAGAGCAUCCUUUAGCUCAAAAGAUGACAAAAGGGAAGACAAGACACCUUAUCAGCUUGUCAAGAAAUUACAGAAAAAAAUAAAGCAAUUUGAGGAACAGUUUGAAAAAGAGAAAAACAGUAAGCCCUCCUAUAGUGAUAUUGCAGCCAAUCCAAAAGUUUUAAAAUGGAUGACUGAACUUACCAAACUGAGAAAGCAAAUAAAAGAUGCAAAGCAGAGGAGCUCAGAGGGAGAAUUCAUACCUCAAACACGCCCACGAAGUAACACUCUUCCAAAAAGCUUUGGUUCCUCUCUUGACCAAGAGGAUGAAGAAAAUGAAGAUGAGAUGCGGGUUGUGCAGAAAGAGAAGAAGCCCACCAAGGAGGCUACGCUUGAACUCAUUUUGAAAAGAUUAAAGGAAAAACGAGUUGAGAGAUGUUUACCAGAAGAUAUAAAGAAAAUGACAAAGGACCAUUUGGUAGAAGAGAAGACAUCUCUCCAGAAGAGCCUCCUGUAUUAUGAAAGCCAACACGGCCGGCCGGUUACUAGAGAAGAAAGACAUAUUGUGAAGCCACUUUAUGACAGAUACAGACUUGUAAAACAAAUGUUAACUAGAGCAAGCAUUACUCCUAUUCUUGGAUCACCAUCAACCAAGAGGCGGGGGCAGAUGUUACAGCCCAUUAUUGAAGGUGAAACUGCCCAUUUUUUUGAAGAAAUUAAGGAGGAAGAGGAGGAAAGUGAUGGUUUGUGUACAGACCUGAAUGAAAUCUUAAAAACUGCUGCCCAAACACAGCCUGUUCUAAGCCCAGUUGAAAACUCUGAGUCUGAUAUUGAAGAUGGUCAAGAGAAACUCACCCGGGACCUGAGGCUCUCCAGCACCCGAGCUGCUUCUAUGCCUGAAUUAUUGGAGCAACUGUGGAAAGCCAGAGCUGAGAAAAAGAAGCUACGUAAGACAUUACGAGAAUUUGAAGAGGAGUUUUAUCAGCAGAAUGGAAGGAAUGUACAGAAAGAAGACCGGGUCCCCAUGCUGGAUGAGUACAGGGAGUACAAGAAAAUCAAAGCCAAACUGAGGCUGUUAGAAGUCCUUAUCAGCAAACAAGAUUCUUCAAAAUCAAUUUAAAUUAUGUUCCUCCAACCUGUUGAGUAACAUGCUGUUUCCAUAUACUACCCCUGUACUUAUUGGGUGCUUGUGUUCAUGUGUCAUGCACUGUUGAAAGAAUCCAGUUUGUGCACUUUACUGUGGUGCCACUAGGACGUGUGAAGGGUAAGCAGGUCCUGUCUAGAGAGCAAAUAAGGUUUCUGAGUUUGAGACUGCUCUAUCCAACUUUAGCAAACACAGUUUCCAUCGAAGUUUUGUAUUCCAGAUGCAUCCAUCCUGUUCCAAAACAACCAUAGCUUUUUUUUGUCUUUAGUAUUCAAGAACUUUGAGACUUUUGUUAUUACUAACCUUUUGCAUUGUUGAAGAAAUUAUUAAUAUUGUAAUGCUACACCGAACUAUUCCUCUUGCCUAAAAUAUCAGCAAAUUAAGGGUACAGCUCUUAAUUCUUGGAACACUUAAACAGACUGUAAUUCCUUUCAAAGGACUGCUGUGGAACAACUUUGGUUUUUUGGUAUUCUAAAUUGCACCUGUACACAGUAAUAAUUAACGUCUAUGGAUUUUGCUCAUUAGCGGUCACGUUUCCUCCUUGAUAAAGGUGACAGUGGACAGACCAGAAAGUGACCUUUUCUUAGUGGCUUUUAAACCUUGGAAAACUGAAAAGUUCAAUCACAUGCUGCCUACAGGACUCAUGUCAUUGUUGUUCAUUUGAUCCCUUUUUCGGUUGUUGUUUAUCAGCCAGUGGUGACGUAGUGUUUGGGCUGAAUUGGAUACGGCAUCUCCGCUUUCGGAAGAUUUGAGGAGCACAGUGACACUGUGGUGUUUGGGAAAUCUGCUGGUGCUCAGACUUGUGUGGCUCCACAGAAAGGAGCUGGCUUAGGACAGUUAAAAUCCCACUGUUCCUGAAAUGAGUAUGGUGUCAAGGGCUAAAAUCAGUGUAGUUAACACGCACCACAGGGAGAACCGUCGGUUUGGAGUGGGAAGAUUACUGCUGUUUAUCACGGUUUUGUUUUACAGUUGGAGAAUAAAAAUACAUUAUCUAAUCCUUACGAUGUAAGCAAAACAGUUUAUGGGCCUUGCAUGAUUUAGCUUCAGAGUUGAAUCUAAAUAAUGUUUUGAGUAUCACAUCUGCUGUGCUGAAUGAUGAUUUAGGGACUAGCUUUGCUCUGCAGCAGCCAUCCGCAGCUGUUUCUGAUCUGGCAAAAUCAAAUUGUUCAUUUCAGCUGGUGCUUUCUCAGUUGUUUUAUUUUUUUUUAAUUUCAGUGUAUCAGUUUGAUUGUGGCCAUGUUUUGCAUGCACCUACUCUCACUGCAUGUUUUUAUGACUGGCUAAUGUCAACAUAGCAAUGAUUCACUCUGCUUUAUGAAAGACCAAAAAUGAACUUUCUCACGAUGUAAGAAAUGGCUCGCAAGUAACCUCAGACUUGCUGUUCUGUCAUGAAGCAUAUGAAAUAGGUUGCAAGUAGGAUUUUUAGUGCUCAGAUUUCAUUUGUGUACUGUAGAAUACUUCCUGGUUUGUUUUACUCUGCUUGUAGGCAUGUAAUUUUGGAGUUCAGAAAAAAAAAGCACUAAAACUUUUGAGCACUGGUGGUAUGCCUUUUUUUCUUUUCUUUUUUUUUUAACUGCAAAGUGAUCUGGGACCUUAGAGAAUUAUGAGGUUAAAGUAGUCUUUGAGACCAUUUACCAAUUUUGAGUUCCAUUGUGCAAUGUACACUUCAGUUCCUUUUCUAUCAGUCUGCAGACACGGGUGUAUCCAAACAUUGAAACUAAUGUGUACUGUAUAGUGUUGUACAUGAAUGUUUGUGUUUUAUAUACCACAUGCAAAAUGUCAAUAUGCACUAUUUAAAUGUUUUAAAUAAUAUAUUCCUCCUUUAUAAUGCUUAAAUCUAUAUGAUUCCAAUAUUUUUAUAAGUGAGUGAGUGAUCAGACUGGUUCCAAUUCAGAAUUAACAGCUGCUUUGUGUUUGUUAUGCAGUGUUUGGCUGUUUAUUCAGUAUAGUAGAUAAGCAUGGCAACAGUUAUGCUGAGUGUGUUUUGUGCCAUCCUUGUUGAGCAAUAAAUAAAUGGUAGAACUAGGCAUUUUGUGAUAUAACAGUUUUACUUUGGUAAAAGCAAAACCUAUAUAUCUAUAUGGAUAUAUAGAUAUGGAAUAUAUAUAACUUAACCAGAUAUAAUUGCAUUGCUAUGUCUGGUGCUCAUUGUAUAGACUUUUAUAAUAAAAGUACCUUAACCUUUA
Molecule: messenger RNA, 5653 nt
Organism: Passer montanus (Eurasian tree sparrow)
Lineage: Eukaryota; Metazoa; Chordata; Aves; Passeriformes; Passeridae
Gene: FAM13B
Product: family with sequence similarity 13 member B
Exons: 25
Coding region: 582-3443 (953 amino acids)
Biological process (GO): signal transduction
Source: RefSeq, a predicted model, not a curated record